CCUAUCGAUCCCUAAAAACAAACGCACACAAACCUGCCUCUGGGAGGGAAAUAGCCAGGUGAAAUCGCACUCUGUUUCCAUGGACAACCCGUCCAUUAUCACCCAGGUGACUAACCCCAAAGAGGAGGAAAUACUGUCCUGCACUCAGGAUAAAGUGUCCCAAUGUAAUAUCAGCUUGAAGAAGCAAAGAAGUCGAAGUAUCUUUAGCACCUUAUUCUGCUGUUUUCGUGACUACAAUGUGGAACCACCAUCCACCAAUAGCACUAGUACUCUUCCUCCAUUGGUGGAGGAGAAUGGAGGACUUCAGAAGGGUGACCAGAUGCAGGUCAUUCCCAUACCAAGUCCACCAGCUAAAUACCUCCUGCCAGAACUGACAGUAUUGGACUAUGGGAAGAAAUGUGUGGUCAUCGAUUUAGAUGAAACAUUAGUACACAGUUCAUUUAAGCCAAUUAGUAAUGCUGACUUCAUUGUUCCUGUUGAAAUUGAUGGAACCAUACAUCAGGUCUAUGUAUUGAAACGACCACAUGUGGAUGAGUUUCUCCAGAGGAUGGGAGAGCUCUUUGAGUGUGUACUCUUCACAGCCAGUCUAGCCAAGUAUGCGGAUCCAGUAGCAGACUUGUUGGAUCGCUGGGGUGUGUUCAGGGCAAGACUCUUCAGAGAAUCCUGUGUUUUCCACAGAGGAAAUUAUGUGAAGGAUCUGAGUCGACUGGGAAGAGAGCUGAGUAAAGUUAUUAUAGUGGAUAACUCUCCUGCGUCUUACAUCUUCCAUCCUGAAAAUGCAGUGCCUGUGCAGUCCUGGUUUGAUGACAUGACGGACACAGAGCUGCUAGAUCUUAUUCCUUUCUUUGAAGGACUAAGCAGAGAGGAAGAAGUUUACAGUAUGCUUCACAAACUUUGCAACAGGUAGCCCUUAAAUCUGACUGCUGCUGGUUGAUAGCAGUUGCUACAGACUUUCUCCAUCUCUCACAGCUCUUUCAAACUAAGCUUUGAGGAGGCUGCGCCUGUCAGAAGUGCUACUCUUGAUCUUCCUGUUACACUGUACAUGAAGGACAAUCAUGAGUGAUGCUAGUAAGCCUUCAGAAGCCUGACAUCCUACGGUCACGUGUUCAGACUCCUUUUUUUAAAAAAGAAAAAAAGAAGCUAUUUUAAAUGGGACUCUUUUAAUGACUUUCGUAAGUGGACACGUUUUACUGGAUCAGCUUUUCUUAAAACAUGCCAAAAAAAGAAGCUUGUUGUAUUUCAGCAGUCAAAUUUCUCCCCCUCCCACUAUGCAGACAGUUUCACCCUCUGCUUAGAGCAGUUGACCUGACUCUGAAUUUUUUUCUUACAGAAUGAAGUGCCUUUUUGAAUGUUAUUUUAAGAUAAAAGUUCAUUUUGUAUAAGGUGUAUUUCCAGACAUCUUUUAGUCUUGUAUUGUCUAAACGCUUUAAAAAGGAAAAAGGAAUUUUUUAUAGAGCACUGUAAUAUAUGGUAACAAAGGAAAAAGUUGAAACAAAUAAGCUGGGGUCCUGUCUCCAUGGUGAUGUUAAGUAUUAAUUACAUUUUGUCAUGCUCAGAAGGUUUAGGAGUUUGGGGAGGGGUGAUUUUGGUUACAGGUUUGUGUUACUAUGGUCUUACUCAUUUUGGACACAGUUUGAACAUAUCUGCAGUUGUUUGGGUAUUAGAGUAUGAUAGAAUUGGAAAAAUGUGGUGGGAAAUAGAGCUCAAGCACCUUUGAUGUUAGAUGGAUCAAGUUCUGUUAUCUCUGCUUGCGCACAACUGCCAUGCUUCUCCAAUUUUUUAAAACAUCAUAAUGAGAAACCUAUUGGGGGAGAAGGGAGGGAGAAUCUAUUUAUUGAUCUAAAUUCUUUUGUUACAAAAACCCAUCUGGGUAAGCUGGAUGCGUGCUGAGCUGUUAAGAGUAUUUUUUUCUCUUAAUUGUUGCUACUGUAUACUCGCCAAAUGGAGUUGACCAUCGGCUGUUAUACUGUUCUUUGCCACGGUGCCUGCGCUACAAAAACAUUUGCUGUAAGCUGCAAAUUUGGGCAAUAAAUGAAAUGCAGGUGAUAUACCCCACCCUUAUGUAGUAAACUUGUGGUAUAUGACAUACCAGAUAAUUCAGUUAAAGGUGACCUGCAAAGGACUUUGAAAAAUGCCUUUUGCUCCUUUAUGCACCAUAAAGAAGCAAAACGGAGGUAUGAGCCCAAUUUAUUUUAAAGUGGGGGCUUUUUUUUUUCCCCUGCUUGUGUUUUUCCUUAGAAAUGUCAGGAAUGUUAACUGAUCUUUCCUGGUUUUUGCUGAACACUUGUUGAGAGUCUCAGAUGCAGAUUGGGAGCCAUAUCACCCCUGCUGGAGGUGUGUUUAACUCAGAAUUCCUUUCUCUAACGUACUCUUUAGGCUUUGGAGUUAAAUAGGUGUUAACUUAGAAUGUUAAAAACAAUAUAAAAAUCUCACUAAAAAUCCUGUCUUCUCAGUUCACUUGGUUUUCAUUCAUUUGUGAUGUCAUAAUUACACUAGUUCUUCAUCCAGGGUAGACAAGACCUGAAUUUCUGAUGUUAAAAACACGUGUAACUUUUGUUUUUAAGCCUUUUGAAGCAAAAAGGCACAGCCCUUUUUUUUUUCCUUUCCUGGGUCACCUUUUAACCAUUUUUGCACCAGUAGAAAUCUAGUCCUACAAAUUAGCCAUAUUUGGCAGGCAUCAAGCAAAGUUAAACUAAUAAUUUGGUGCUUUAAUUAGCCUACUGUCAAAUGCCGCAGGGUAGAUACAAGUUGCCUUUUUACAGGUAUGACCAAUAGGAAUUACAAGAAGCUGACCUAGAUUGUCAUCCUUGGCUAAAACAUUUACUAAGCAGCUUAAUAAAUUGAUUCCUAAAAGGGUGGGCCAGCCUGCCCAGGCCUGGAAUAGAUUAUCACAGGGGCAGUAUAAGACUGAGAGAGGACUUGUCUCUUGGCAGUGCAGCUUUGCGCUGUGUUCACAGUGAGGGUGUUCUAAGCAGUACCAUGACAUUUGAGUCUGUACAGCAUCACUUUUUUGUUCUCUUACCAGUUGUCAUUACCUUAGUACUGUAUGUUUCUAUGCCAGAACUAAAUUCUGACCAUUUAAAAAAAAAAAAUCUAGAUGGUUUAAAAGGACGUAUGGAUUCUGGUUAGUCCAUUAAAUUUGCCUUCAAUUUAAGAUCUUUCGUUUUGUUUUUGAAUACAGAGUAAUGAAACCGUAAACUGCCAAAAAGUUGUUCUCUGAGCAGUAUUUUUAACUGUAUUUGUGACCUCUGUGCCUCAGAUACAGUCUGCAGGGAAGUAUUCAGGUUGUAGUUUAUUGUGCAGGUGUGAUGAGAAUGGCUGAAAAAAAUUCAAAGAUUUUCACACAAGUAUUAGACCAAACAGUCUUACCAAUUAGACAGUGAAUAACCCCUUCAUGAGACAUUACCCCAUUUAGACAGUUGUGAUCUGUUGUAGAUAAGACAAACCAUGUCAUUAGCUGUUCACAUUUAUAAAAGCAGUGAUUUCAUGAACCCAGUUGCCUUAAAUGUCUGUGAAUGAAUGUUGAUAUUAAAGUGACUUGUAUUGUUUUGAAAUCAACAUGUAAUGGACAACUGAACUUCUGUUCCCACAUCUGAAACCAUUUUAAUGACUAAUACUAUACAAUCACUGUCUUUGUGUUGUUUCUGUACAGUUUUAAUGCUGUUUGAGCUUUUGUAAUCCACAAAGUUCCAGAAAAAAUUUGGCUUCAUAAUUUCAACUGAUAAAGCAUACAAAAUAACACGCAGCUCUCAAAAAUGACAGAAUCAGGGGUAUAACAUAGUAAUAUUUCUGAACCAUGCUAAUAUUGUAAGUGCAUUUUAUAUAUGAUUUUUGUUUGAGUUCUAAUCAUGGUAAAUUUCACUCUAGAAUGUGAGAAUAUUUUUGGAUAAUACCCAAUUCCUUCUGACAUCAAAUGGGGUGGUUGUUUAAGAUCAAGUUUUGGGUUUCCUAAGUGUUUGGAUUUUUUAUAGUAUGUGAGCAACUAUCAUAUAUACCUUUUUUGCACUUUAUUUUCCCACACUUAAAAAAUCCAGAUUUUUAUAAGCUCUUUUGGUUUAUAUAUAACUAUAUAUAUUUGAAGCACCUAGAUUUUAACAAAGCAAUAUAGUUCUAAACAUAAUGCCAGAAGAAGUAGUAGAAUGUUUGUAAAAAUUGCAAUAUGAUUAUUUUGGUUUUACUUUAAUUAAAUGAGAUUUUGAAAAUCAAAACUGAAAAUCAAAUUAUUUCCCAAAGUUCUUCCAUAUUUACAUGUGCAGUAGUGCAUGCUGCAUCUGGGUCACCAAGACUGUUAUAAACCUUGUCUUUCAAUUAUAAUUCCCAGAUAUUAUCGCAAUACUAUUAAAAAGUCUUUCCCAGGGGAUCAUUCAGUUCAGCUAAAAAAAAUGCUACCUGGCCCGAAGUUCUGUUGUCCUUUCUAUGUUGGAUUAAAAAAAAGGUUAUUUGCCUGCAUAGGGAUAUAUAUAUAUAUUUUUUUUAAUUUAAAAAGUAAGGCAGAGUGCCAUAAAUUCUUGAAAUUCAACUAAAAUGUUAUGAUUAAAUUGCCAUCUGUAAACUAGGGCUGUGCGCAGAAUAUUUGUUAAACACCAGGAAGUUUUGAAUGGAAGAUUUUAGCAAAUGUACAAUACUACUGUAUUCAUUUAGGUAGCUUUGGGAAAAAAGCAAAAACUGUUUCUUGUUUUUACCUUUAAUUUCUUUUUUAAAAACAGUGAAGUUAUACAUGGAAGAAACCCAUCGCCUGAAGAGCUUGGUUAUCAGUGUGUUCAAUCACUUUAUCAUGGCAUGAUUUUGAUUAGAGUGAUUGGGGGACAAUAAAAUAUCUAAAUUACACUCGCUUGUACUGGGGUUGCCGCUUUGAAAUUUCAAUGUAAAAAGUCUGUAGCGAUAUAAUUUACAAACACACACAAUCCUAUGUUUUACAGAAUUUUUUUUUACUAAUAAAACACAGAACCGCACAGCCCUAUUGUAAAAGAAAAAAAUGUUUGUGCCUCUGAUUUCAAAGGUGCUGUGAUGUAUGCCUUUGUGUGGUGAGGAGGGCAGGUAAGACUUGGGUUGGGGAAUUGCUUGAAAUUCUAUAGGCUAACUAUGCAAAAAGAGCUCUUGGUUUUCUGUUCAUAUUUUAUUGUAAAAAUCCAGCUGUCUGGCUUUUUGUUAAAACUCUUCUGGGAACUUCAGAAGAGUAAGCAAUGGACAUAUUGCUUGUUUGUCUAAUAAUGGAGCUGUUUACACUUUAAUGCAAUGAACAAUCCAGCAAUACUUGAGAAACACUACAUAUACAGUGUGAGUGUUUUGGGGCGAGAGAAGUGUUGUCAAUCAGGUAUUGAAUGGUUUCUUUACUGUCACAAAUAAAAGU
Messenger RNA from Emys orbicularis (European pond turtle), 5350 nucleotides. It is a transcript of the gene CTDSPL, whose product is annotated as CTD small phosphatase like. The transcript is spliced from 8 exons. The record is from RefSeq and is a predicted model, not a curated record. Bases 80 to 907 code for a protein of 275 amino acids. NCBI's taxonomy places the organism in Eukaryota, Metazoa, Chordata, Testudines, Emydidae. Gene Ontology annotation, molecular function: RNA polymerase II CTD heptapeptide repeat phosphatase activity.